Paramecium pentaurelia is the source of this 1447-nucleotide messenger RNA. Lineage: Eukaryota; Ciliophora; Oligohymenophorea; Peniculida; Parameciidae. The record is from the annotation of a GenBank genome assembly.
AUGAAACAGGCAAGAAUUACAAGAUUACAUCCUAUUAUAAGUCCUCCUAAAAAUGAAGAAGUAAAUCAAAAUUUAAUCAAGUCUAGGCUCCUUUUUUUGAUCCAUGUCCUAAGUUCUAAACUUUGUAUCAUCCCAAAUGUAGUUUAGAUAGGAUUAUUUCUUACUUGUUUUUAAAACAAAAUGAUAUAAAUGGUAAAACUUUUAGCUAAAGACGUAUUUGCAAAUUAGAUGCAACUUAAAAUUAUGAUGGCCCUUCAAAAUGUAGAGUUCUUAAAAUUCAUCCUCCUGAUGCUAAUAAAAUUAAUGGGUGGUAAAAUGUUGGAGGAGAAGUUUCAUAUGAUUAUGAUAAUGGAUGGAAAACUAGAUUGAGUGAUAUUUGUACAGAUAUUUAAGAAGAUAUAAACAUUAUGAGAAAGGUUUUAAUGGAUGAAGGUGAAUAAAAACAUAAUUAUAAAGCAAGGAUAGAAUAUCUAAGAAGAUAUAUUGAAGAAAUUAAUAAAAUGUACCAUAUAGUCAAUCUUAAAGAAGAUAUCAAGAAAUUACGUGGUAUUUAUAGAAAAAGUAGAGAGGAAAUUAAAUCUUAUGUUAAAUUUAAAGGUACUCGAUUUUUUGAAAUUGUUCCUUAAUUGAAAUCAACAUCAAAGACACCCACUGUCUUAGAUGAAUUUAAAGUAUUUAAACCACUUUCAGAUGAAAAAUUUAUGGAGAAAUAAAAAUAUCUCGAUGAUUUAUUUAAACAUCUGAAUAAAAAGAAUCAGUAAAAGGAAGUUAAAGAAUAAUUGGAAUAACUUGAUUAAUUAGAUAAAAUGUUAUAAUAAUCUGGAGUCAAAAUUGAUCCCAUUUAAUCAGAUCCUUUUGUUUCAAAGGAUGUUACAGUAAAUAAAGAAAUUGAAAAGAAGUUUGUUUUCGAAGAAUUUAUUGAAGAAUCUAAAUAAUAUGAAGAUGAAUAAGAAGGUGAAUAGAAAGAUGAAAUAAAUGAAGAAACUGAAAAUACAAAAGGAAAUAAUUAAAGACCUAAAAGAGCUUUUAGCUAAAUAAUUUCAAGCAAAUAAUAAGAUAAAAAAAGUGCUGCCUAAGAAUUCAAUUCCUAACAUUACUUAUUUGAAGUGAAAGAUGUGAAUUCAUUUGGUUAACAAAUUAGAUUGAACAGAUUAAAUAAAAUUAUGAAUGAAAUGUUCAAAGAAUAAAGAAACUUUUCUUAAGAUCUUUAAUAAUAUUCAUAUAAUCAUAUAAAGCCUUAAACUGUCUCAAAUAUCUCGUGCGAAAAUCUUCAAAGUCUCAAACAUGUAAUUUAUUAAUAAUAACAUAGAAACUUGUUUAAAGUAGAGAAAAAGAAUUAAAAAGAAUGAACAAAUCAUCAGCUUAAGAAAUUGGAAAAAGAAGCUCAGUUCACGUUUCUGCAUUUUAUUCUACUGCAACCUCUAAGCAAUAGCUAAAAUUUUAUUGA